Molecule: messenger RNA, 354 nt
Organism: Mesorhabditis belari
Lineage: Eukaryota; Metazoa; Nematoda; Chromadorea; Rhabditida; Rhabditidae
Source: the annotation of a GenBank genome assembly
AUGAACGCUCCAUCGGCUUUCGAGUCUUUCAUCAUUUUUGAGGGUGAGAAGAAAAUUGAGUACGAGGUUGACACGAAGGUGCCCAAUUGCGCGGUUUUUACGAUCAACAAAGAGGAUCACACGCUUGGAAACUUGCUUAAACAUCAAUUGUUGAAGGAUCCAAAUGUGUUGUUUGCUGGCUACAGAAAUCCCCAUCCAUUGGAGCACAAAUUUCACCUAAGAAUUCAAACAAACGGCGAGUGCACACCGAGCGACGCGUUGAGUUUGGCGAUCACUGAUCUCAUCUCGGAGUUAUCGCUGUUCUCGGAACGAUUUGAAGAAGCCGUCCGAGAGCGACAGGAUAAUCCGAUGGAU